GCUUGGAGAAUCAGUUCUUUUUCUUGUGUAAAAGUAUAAUUUUUUUUUUAAAAUGUCUAAAUUACAUUUAAUUUUACUAAUUUCGACUUGUAUCGUAUUAUUAAGAGCUGAUCCAGGACUGUUGCUUCGCCGUAAGAAAGGUCCAAUACCAAUUGCAAAGCCAGCCCCUGAAUAUGUCGAAAAGCAAGUGUUGGUUAUUGAACAGCAGCCACCACCCCCACCGCCACCGUGUAAAACAGACCGAUGCAAAACAUGUCACAAUGAGUGCAACGGCAACGAAAAAUGUCAUAAUGAGUGUAUUGUUGUAGAUAGGUGCAGGACAAAUUGUAAUGGAUAUGAAAAGUGUGUGAAUGAGUGUGGUACCCAUCGUGACAAUUACUAUGAAAACGAUCGGUGUCACGGAUGUCAGAUACAAUGCCCGAACAAUCGACCGCUUCUAAGACACUGUGAGCCUGGAAAAUGGUUGUAUUACAUUCAAGUGCCCAAAAGUAUUGUUCUUAGUGAUUUUGUGUCAAAUCCACAUCUUAUUGAGCUCGCUUCAGACUCAAAUUUAGAAUUGACUGCAGAUGGUAUAACUGGUCGUACGUGUCUCAAUGACAAAACUCGGUACGAUCUCAACAAACUCAAUGCUGCGAUGAUGCCCAUUCCAUUUUCUCAAAAAUAAGAAUUAUUUAUUGUAUAAAGUGUGGUGGAUGGGUGGGUAAUUUUGUAAUCAAGAAGAACCGUCCGAAGGAACCGAAACGGAAAAAAGAAUUUAGUCAAAUAUAGAAUUAUUUAUUUAUCAAA
Messenger RNA from Contarinia nasturtii (swede midge), 786 nucleotides. RefSeq lists its product as uncharacterized. Lineage: Eukaryota; Metazoa; Arthropoda; Insecta; Diptera; Cecidomyiidae. The record is from RefSeq and is a predicted model, not a curated record. The coding region runs from base 53 to 664 and encodes 203 amino acids. The transcript is spliced from 3 exons.